UCAUCAAGAUAGGUGGGAUUGUUUAUGCGGCAGCGGGGGUGGUUUUCCGAGAUCAUUUGGGUACGAUCAAAGUUAUGCAUGCUAUACCACUCAAAGGUGUACGCGACAGCUACGAAGCUGAGUUAAAAGCUGUCGAAUGUAACCUCAUUGUAGCUCGACAAUAUGGGUUCACAAAGAUAUUAAUACGGUUGGAUAACUCAUUCAUUGUUAAUGCUAUUAAAUGCGGCGAAUUACCAAUGAAAUAUUACGAUCUCUACAGGUAUGGAAUUAUUACUUUAUUUAUUUUUAUUUAAAAUUUGUUCAAAUGAUAUUUUUUUCAUUGCACUAAUGCAUUUUUUGUACCUACAGAACAUUGCUUCUUAAAGAGUUCAAGAGAUACGUGUUUGAUUACAUCCGUAGAGAGGGAAAUCAGGCUGCGUAUUUUUUGGCUACAAGAGCCAGGGAUUGGAUGCUACAACCAACAUCGAAGACUACUGUAGAAAUUUGCCGUGCUUUUGACACAGUAAGAGAUUGUUGCAAGGAUGACUUGGCAGAGCAGACUUACUUUAGGCUUAAAGCGCAGAAAGCAGAUUUUAUACAAGAUGGAUCUGAUCCAUAUGUGCAAGAAAGCAGCUUUGCUAAUAGCUCAACAAGUUUUCCCGGACCAGUUUCAGUUGGAAUUAUUCCUUUACAAGGAGAUUUUGAAAACGAGGAAACUAGUUCAUGUAUGGAAGAAUACCAAAUUGACAUUACUCGCAUAAUGCAAGUGGAAGACAACCGCACAACAGUUAUGAUCCACAACAUUCCCAAAAGGUAUGUAAAAUUUAACUAAAUAUAUAUAUACUAAUUUUUGUGCACAUAUGUUGCAUGUGGCAUGUUUUAUGAAAGCUUCUUGUGAUUAUAUACGUAUUAAUGAAAAAGAGUACAUCAAACGUCUAUUAACAUAGUGUACUUAACUAAAGAGCAUAAUGAAAAUAAGAAGUCUCUACAAUAUAAGACUAAUUAGCAAUUUACCAAUAAACCAACCAGCGUCGUCCAUGCUUCCUUUUGUUUGUGUUUCGGAGAAUGUUGUAGCACUUGUUCUUAGUAGGUUAUUCCUUGAAACCAUGUCUUUAUUUUUGCUUGCUUGGCCUUCUUUACUGGAGUCCUUAGAUGCUAUACAUUUAAUUGCUACUUUUUUUAUUUGUUCUUACUACUCUUUUGAUUGUUGUUAUCUUGGAGAAACAAUGUAGCAUGAGGCAUGGCAUACAUUUAGAGGAGAUUGUCAAUAUCCAAUAUGACCCCAAGACAAAAGUCUAGCUGGAACUUGAGUGAUUAGAUAACCUAAAAUGAUCCCAAAAUAUAGAACAAUGUCCCACAGCACCUAAACUAUGUUAAAAAGACACCAUUUAUGCUCUACUUCCAUACAUCGUCCUUUUGUGACAAAUUUCUCUCUCUCUAAAGUGCAUACUUACUGUUGAUAAUUGGUUUGAACAUAGAAAUGCAUAACCUCACAAUUGCACACUUCUACUAAACAAACAAUAAAAGAAGAAAAUAAUUUUAUUAUCUCUCUGUUUGUAAUUUGUAAUAGAGAAGAUACCAUUUGAUGUCUAGUGAAAAAAGAUAGGCAACUUAAAAUCUACUACGCUUAUGAAAAAGAAAAUGAAUAUAGCAUCUAGAUGAAAAGAAAUGCUCCAAAUGUAAACCUCAAAGCACUGUCAGAGUGCAACCCAAAUAUCUGAUGACCUUGAUAUUCUUAUUCUU
Messenger RNA from Camellia sinensis, 1722 nucleotides. The record is from RefSeq and is a predicted model, not a curated record. Lineage: Eukaryota; Viridiplantae; Streptophyta; Magnoliopsida; Ericales; Theaceae.